AUGCUGCGCACGGACCAGCUGCGCACGGACCAACGCGCACAGCCUGCCCUAAUCUCCCCAUCUGCCAGCGUCCCCUCGGGACACCCUAUAUUCACUUUCCUUUCCCACAGGUCGGGUGGUGCGCACCCCUACGGUACAUUACGAUACUACGCGCACCUCCCCGUCCUUCCCCCAUCCAACGUGGCUGCCUGCCAAGGCCAGAUCCAUGCAUUCGACUCCCAGGACCUCAUCGACGUCUACAUCCCAGACGGCCCUGAGACUGUCCUCUACCAUUGCGAGCAACAACCGUGCCCAAAUUGGACACCCCGAUCGAUCGAGGAAGAUUACCCUCGUUACAAGGCGAUCCGACGAGCGCAACACCCGCUCGGACCCCAAAGUACCCUCGCGUCUCGAUCGGCCUCGCGGCACUCUCGCCCUGUCUCCCCUACCUCCCGCCUCCCUCAAACUGUCGUCAAUCAAGCGCGAGGAGAUCUCCCUCCAGACCCUGCACCAGAGCCUGAGCCUGAGGAGAGUCACAGUGAAGAAGGAGUCUCGGAGUCCGAGUCCGCGGAUCCUGCUCGGCCCGCCUCGCCGACAGCGCUCGCCUCCACGUCAGCAGUCCCUGAC
Molecule: messenger RNA, 606 nt
Organism: Postia placenta MAD-698-R-SB12
Lineage: Eukaryota; Fungi; Basidiomycota; Agaricomycetes; Polyporales; Adustoporiaceae
Exons: 3
Source: RefSeq, a predicted model, not a curated record